Myiozetetes cayanensis is the source of this 282-nucleotide messenger RNA. It is a transcript of the gene STRIT1, whose product is annotated as small transmembrane regulator of ion transport 1. The transcript has 3 exons. Bases 80 to 181 code for a protein of 33 amino acids. NCBI's taxonomy places the organism in Eukaryota, Metazoa, Chordata, Aves, Passeriformes, Tyrannidae. The record is from RefSeq and is a predicted model, not a curated record. Gene Ontology annotation, biological process: regulation of ATPase-coupled calcium transmembrane transporter activity; regulation of slow-twitch skeletal muscle fiber contraction.
GGAUAAACGUGAAUGGAUCUGCCUUUGAAAACAAAGGCUAGCUCUCAGAAGCCCCUCUCCCACAGCCCCUGCUCUGAACAUGGAGGCCCCAGCCCCGCUGUCCCGCCUGGUUGUCCCUGUGCUCCUGGCAGUUGGCUGGAUCCUGGGAUGUGCCCUCAUGGUUUACAUUGUCUUCUCCUGAUGGCAGACAGAAGAAUUUACAGUGAUGUUGAUUAGAAGAACCUGGAAGUUCAAUUGAGAUUUCUAAUGACUAAAAUAAGUAUAAAAUGAGUUAUUUUUAAU